CACGACUUUUUCGGUAUCAUUAGUCAAUUGUGCAAAGAACCCGACUUGUUUUUUAUAGUUGUUGGGAAAAGCAAGGGUUUAAGUAUUAAGAAUGAUGUGGCUUUUGGGCUAUCAAGAGUUAUACUACAUUUUAUCCCUUUAUCACCUUUGGACGCUUCCAGUAUCGUUGAAUUCCUUGAAAAGAGUCUUCUAAAGACACCUACUCAAGAACCGGUUUGUAAUGUCUUAUGUAGUUCUUCAUUUUCAGUAAAUGAAUUGGCAGAUUCGUUAUUGGAAUGUACAGGUGGAGUUCCUGGUUUGUUGACUCGUGCAGUAAAUAUGCUUUUGAAUUAUAUAGUAGCAAGAAAUCAGCCUUUCAUAUCGAAAGAAGAAUGUUUGACAUGUAUGAAUGACUACGAUUUCCGAAGAAUUUGUGCUGAACCAUUUGUGGAACGAAUAUUGAAUUUGGACGAAGAUAGAAAAAGUGUUUUUGAUAUACUUUUAAUGAUGGCUCUUUAUCGUAUACCGUUUCAAGUAGAUGACAUAUUGACCUCGGAGUCCUUUUUAUAUGAUGCAGUCACUGAAAUGGGAUUCUAUCGAUAUCCUAUUGACGAGAAUACUUUCCAAAUUCUUAUUCCAAAAGUAUUUGUUGGAAUCUUCAAGAAGGACCCUUCCAUCUCUUCUUUGGAAAAGAUACUUCUUGGAUCACUUGAUGUAGAACCAGUAGAUUGUUUCUUCUAUUCAAAGUGUCGUGUAUUUGAAGGAAUUGUUGCUUUACGACUAGUUUUGAUGUUGUCUUCAAAGAAUCGAAAUGAGUUGAGAGAAUUGUUUUGUCAAUUGUCUCCGAUAUGGAAACAAAUGAAACUUCCAAUCAAUACAAUAUCACCCAUUCACUAUAUCAAGUCUGUUGUUAGUUCUAUAGAAACAAGAAAUGAAUCGUACAAGAGUCGAAGAACUUUUGCCAAUACUGAAUGGAAUAAGAUUAUUCGAGAGACACUUUAUUUAGAGACUGUUUACAUUCCUUUGGACGCUACUUCUCAUAGUCCUGAUAUUAUAUUCAAAUUACAAUCUCCUGUGGAACCCAAAGUUCUUACUGUUGGAGUUGCAUGUAAAGGACGUUGGAAGUCGGAAGGAAUUGGCUGGUCAGAUAUUAUAGAUGAAGCCAAGAAAUUUUUAUAUCCUGUUUAUGAUCAAGUCUUAUCCAGUGCAAUGGAUUCUCAUCAUUGUAUGCUUAUUAUCGUUAGUACAAAGUUAUCCUUGAAUGUUUCUAAUGAGUUGGGUAAUCAGAGUCGUUGUUACUCCAGUGGAAUUUUUAUUGGAAAUGAUUCUUUCAAAGUACCUGAUAAUUGUGAACUUGUUAUUCUUUGUGAAAGAGAUGUCCAAAUGCUGAUUGACGAAGAAAUAUUGAGCGGACUUGAAAGAGCAUUUAUUGUUUCUCAUAAUCCUACUUUUUUGAACUUUGGACUCCAACUGCUUCAUAAAGUCCGUAACAGUUUCUUGAGUUGGCAAUAGACUUUUAAUCAAUCCUUCACUUUGUGAUUUCUUUUUAAGAGCAAGUAAACUUUUUGGUAUGUUU
Molecule: messenger RNA, 1555 nt
Organism: Galdieria sulphuraria
Lineage: Eukaryota; Rhodophyta; Bangiophyceae; Galdieriales; Galdieriaceae
Product: archaeal ATPase
Exons: 1
Source: RefSeq, a predicted model, not a curated record